GGAAAGAGGCGGAGGGGGUGGCUGCCUGUUUGCUCGCUGGGAACGAGCCGCCCGGACACAUAUUAGCCGAGUCCAGCCGCCGCAGGCCGAGCACCGGCCCCUCGCAGGAAGCCCGCGUGCGGGGACUGAAAGCUCGCCCCGGGGAGCCGCCUCUGCGGGGGGAAGCGAAGCCCAUUGCAGGGAGGGAGGCUCGCUCCUGUCCCGGGGGUUCGUAUUUGCAAAGUUUAUGGCCUGGCUUAAACGUGCCCGAGCUUCCCCGGGCCGGAUGCCCUCCCCCGUGGCCGCGGCUCAGGCUCCAAAGCCAGUGAGCUCAGGGGUGGCCCGGUUCAGCUUUUGCAAUAUCCAAGUUUUAUCCUGAAGUGGGGGCGACUUGGGUCGUGGAUGGUUGAAACAACCGCCGGCCCCCCCCAGCCUUGUUUACUCCCCGGCGUGCUGAGGGUGGGAUUUUGCAAGCCCUGGAAAGGAAGAAAAUCCCAUAGGCUUUGAUGACACCUUUCAAGCUGGAAGGACCAGAUUUUUCCCUGAGGCGUUCUGCAGCCAGUAUAUAAACACCCAGCCCGGCACCACUCCGCUGUAUUGCACAGGUGCCGAAGCCCCAGUCGCUGCCAACUUCAAAUGACAAGGAACAGGGCAGGGAAGCCAGGCGGUGACUCCGCCACCCCAGACCUGCAAAAGGAUCGUGGUGCUGUCAGACAGGAGCCAGCCGCCUUUGCUGGCAUGCUGUGGAAAGGACAGUGUUGGUUUGAUGGUGAGGACAUUCUGCCUGUUUUACUUCCACUGUAGUAUUUUUAAAAAAAACAAAAAACUUCCCUGUCUUUGUUCAUCUUUGGCUCUUGCAUGGAUUCUGAAAGUGGAGUUAAGGAGCUCUGCCUACGUUAGUUUCUUUGCCUUUUUUCUCUCCACAAGGAAAGCGGUGCAUAAAAGAAUCCCAGGCAUUGCAGCUGUAAAAAACAUUCAUUAGCCCCUGUGUUACUUCUCUAUUUCCAUCAACGGCUGAAACAUCUCAGCUUGCAAAAUUUACCCAACAAACCGAGACACCCAAGGAAACACAUGUUGGCGGCAACUGAUCCAGGAAGAGAAGCUGAGGUGUCCUAAUCCCAGGGACUGGCUUUAGGGUGAGAACGAGGUGCAGUGAACCCAGACACUGCAUUGGGAUGGCCCUGUGGCCUGUGAGUGGGAGGGCUUUCUGCAUUCUGCGUGUGCUUUGGAUGCUGAGCUGUGGUGCUGGUACUUCAGGAGCUGAUGCUGGAUCACCACGAUCACGGGAUGUUGGGAGCCGAAUGCCCCCCCUAUUGGAAAUCAGGAGGGAGUCUGAUGGCAUCCAGGGUGCCCAGCACCAGGGCAGGCCUGUAGAUUGCUGGGAAGUGCGGAGCCAGAACAGCUCCGAGUGGUGCCACUUCAUCCAGACCAACCCGGACUGCCAAAUGGACAGUGGCUUCCUCAACUACCUGGAUGGGAUCUUCUGCGUCUUCCCCUCGGCGCUGCUGCCACUGGUGGUGACCUUAUACGCGCUCUGGCUGCUGUAUCUGUUCCUCAUCCUCGGAGUGACAGCUGAGAAGUUCUUUUGCCCCAACUUAUCUGCAAUCUCCACCAAUCUGAGACUGGCCCACAACGUAGCAGGUGUCACCUUCCUGGCCUUUGGGAAUGGCGCACCUGAUGUCUUCAGUGCUGUGGUGGCUUUCUCUGACCCCCGGACUGCUGGGCUGGCUAUCGGCGCUCUCUUUGGCGCGGGCGUGUUUGUGACCACAGUGGUGGCCGGCGGGAUCGCCCUGCUCAAGCCCUUCACGGUGGCCUCCAGGCCAUUCCUCAGGGAUGCUGUCUUCUACAUGGUGGCCGUGUUCCUGACCUUCACAAUGCUGUACUUCCGGAGGAUCACCCUGGCGGGGGCGCUGAGCUACCUCGGGCUGUACCUCUUCUACGUUCUGACAGUUGUGAUCUGCACCUGGAUUCACAGGAGACAGCGUGGGGAAGGGUUGUCCCCUACUGGCUCUAGCCAGCCAGAGCAUAUGUCCUACCCGGAAGAUGAGGAGUCCCCCUCCUCCAGCGUUCACAGUGGGGAGUACGAGGAGGAAUACCGGCCCCUGCUCCCCUCCGAGGAGGGGACACUACAGAUCCUGACCAAGUCCAUGAACCCUCUGGAUCGCAGGAAGUGGAGGAGGAAAUCCUGCUACUGGAGAUUCCUCAAGGUUUUCAAGAUGCCAGUGGAGUUUGUGAUGCUGCUCACGGUGCCUGUGGUGGAUCCCGAUCAGGAGGACCACAACUGGAAGAGACCUCUCAACUGCCUGCACCUGAUCACCAGCCCUUUGGUCUGCAUCCUCACAUUGAAAUCUGGAGCCUAUGGGCUGUAUAAAAUCCAGGGAGUCUUCCCAGUCUGGGGCCUGGGACUCCUGAUUGGUGCUUUCCUGGCUGCUACUGUCUUCUGCACUACAAAGAAUGAGGAACCGCCCAAGUAUCACUGUGUGUUCGCCUUCCUGGGUUUCUUGGCCAGUGCUCUGUGGAUUAACGCAGUCGCCACAGAGGUGGUCAAUGUCCUGCGGACCUUAGGUGUGGUCUUCCAGCUGAGCAACACCGUGCUGGGCCUGACGCUGCUGGCCUGGGGGAACAGCAUUGGCGACACUUUCUCGGACCUCACCAUGGCAAGGCAUGGAUACCCCCGCAUGGCCUUCUCCGCUUGCUUUGGGGGCAUCAUCUUCAACAUGCUGGUGGGAGUGGGACUGGGCUGUGUGCUGCAGAUGACAAGCGGCCAUCUGGUGGUACAGCUGGAGCUGGAUGGUCUUCUGGUCUGGAUUCUGGCUGGAGCACUGGGGCUGAGCCUGGUGUUUUCCUUCAUAUUAGUGCCAGCUCAGUGCUUCCAGCUGGGCCGAGGGUACGGUGUCUGCCUCCUCCUCUACUACGUGGCCUUCCUCACGGUAGCUUUGCUGACAGAGUUCAAGGUGAUCCGGCUCACCACCCUCUGACAGCAUCGCUGUGAGACGCCAUCUUGUCUCUUAGCACAUCUGGCAAGAAUGGUGGGAGCGAGUUGAUGAGCCUGCAGGGCUUGGACCAACCUGCUGAUUUUGAAGGGGCAAGAGGUGAUGGUGCGACGGCCAGAUGCAGGCAAGCAACUGGCUUGAGACUUUACACAUUCGCUGGCUGAGCCAGUUCUAUUCCCAGUGAAUCACUGAAGGACAUGCCACUGGUAGGUGAGGGAGACUGAGCUCCCUUCCUGGUGAGUACACCUCUGGAAACGUGGCCAUUUCUCUACUCUGAAGGCAUUAGGACAAUUGGAACUUCCCACCUGGAGGGCGCGUGCUUUGGAUCCUGUACGCUAAAGUUCCCGUGACCCUGCCGCCCCAGGAAAGGAAACUGGUGUGGCAGGAGUUGAGGUUACAUUGCUGCUUGGUUUAUACAGCCUCUAGCCCAGGGGCUACCCAGCCAAAUGAGAGCUCAAUCCAGGGCUGCCAGGACAUUGUUUCUGGAACUCCACUGCCAGUCUUAACUUCCAAUUGAUUUUUUUAAGGAAAGGGAUUAUUUAGAUUUAGAAUGGGGGGGGGUGUUAAAGAAAGAUGGUUUUCAAAGGAAGGCUUUGCAUUUUAAAUGGGGAUCAGUUUAAAUCCCUGCUGCCUUAAGGAGCAUUUUGCAGCUGCACAGAAAGGGAGGUUAUGGGCAGGUUUUUUAGCCUCCCCCCCAGGACAAGUGAUCAUUGUUCAUGGCACAAUAAAGUGACUUUGAGAAAUGACUGUUUCAGUGCAGCUUUGAAAGACUUCUCAGUGCUCCAGUGGCUUCGAGAUGUACCCUUUUAGCCUCUGGAAACCUAGGUUAGGCUCAGAUGCUUUAUGGAAGGGUUACAAAAUAAAACAUUCAGUGGUCUCUG
Messenger RNA from Dermochelys coriacea (leatherback sea turtle), 3853 nucleotides. RefSeq names its product solute carrier family 8 member B1 (gene SLC8B1). Gene Ontology annotation, biological process: calcium export from the mitochondrion; intracellular calcium ion homeostasis. Gene Ontology annotation, molecular function: calcium:sodium antiporter activity. Lineage: Eukaryota; Metazoa; Chordata; Testudines; Dermochelyidae. The transcript is spliced from 15 exons. The coding region runs from base 1155 to 2957 and encodes 600 amino acids. The record is from RefSeq and is a predicted model, not a curated record. Gene Ontology annotation, cellular component: membrane.